AUGUCCAACUUCAGCAGUUCCCCAACGCCAGAUCGAUAUGUUCAGAACGCCAUCAACGCAGUCCUGGACGUUGCCUCUGGACAACUUCGCCAGCACCUCACGCGACUGUAUGUUGUCUCUUCCAUCUUCCACUUCGCCCUCCCUCCUCGGCGGGGACCCGUGUGCCCUCGUAUUGAGUAUUUGCACUUUAGGGACAAUCAAGGACCUGUAGCUGCUAGAUUCAGGUCGUUAACUCCAAUAGGUCAAGAUUUGGUGUUUCGCCACGUGUGUGAAAAGUUGAGGGAGAAGUACUAUGCGAACGCUGUUGCCCUUCAAGCCAGUUUCCCCAAUGUCGAUUCUGCGUGGAAUGACAUCACAGAAAAGGUCGAUUCUGGCUCUGGCCAGGCAGCCCACAUUAGGGUUAGCUCUUGCCCGCCAUGA
Messenger RNA from Coprinopsis cinerea okayama7#130, 420 nucleotides. RefSeq lists its product as hypothetical. The record is from RefSeq and is a predicted model, not a curated record. The coding region runs from base 1 to 420 and encodes 139 amino acids. The transcript has a single exon. Lineage: Eukaryota; Fungi; Basidiomycota; Agaricomycetes; Agaricales; Psathyrellaceae.